AUGGAAGCUGGGGAGUUUGACUACGACUUCAUCCUCGAGGAUGAGUUCGACGCCAUCUCUCUCGACAAGAAGCAAUCAUUGGACGAGAUUCUGAGCGGAAAAUAUCCCGCCAAGAACCAUGCACGCAAAGUAGCCCAGGAGCUGGGCGUCGACAAGGGCAUCAUCUAUCUCGUCGGUGAGCAGGAGCGCCGCUUUCCCGACUCUGAUCAAGGGCCCAAAUUCCGCCAGCAUAGAUACUUCUACUACCUUUCCGGCGCAGACUAUGCGGGCUGCACAGUCACCUACGACAUCGGCGCCGACACUCUCGUCCUCUGGAUUCCCUACACCGAGCCCAAGAAGAGCCAUUGGUUCGGGUCGACCCCGUCUACCGCCCAGGCCGCCCGUCUGUACGACGCCGAUCAGGUGCACUACAUCAGCGACCUCGCCGGCUACAUCACCAGCCUCCCGGCCGCCAGCACCGUCUACGCCCUGCACCCCGACCAGCGCCCGCCCCAGCUCGUCCAGCACCAGUCGUUCCGCGCCCGCUCCUCCGAUGGCCCCCGCAUCGAUACCACGGCCCUCAAGCCGGCCAUGAACCGCGCCCGCGAGGUCAAGGACCGGUACGAAAUCGCCCUGGUCCGUCGCGCCAACGACAUCUCCAGCGCGGCGCAUCGCCGCGUCGCCCAGUCUCUGCGACGCAUGAACAAUGAGAGCCAGCUGCAGGCCGUCUUCGAGGCCGUCUGCACGUCCCGCGACGCGCACAACCAGGCCUAUCCGGUCAUUGCCGGCGCCGGCGCCAACGGCGCGACCCUGCACUACGGCGCCAACAAUGCGCCGCUCAAGGGCAACGCCACCAUUGUCCUCGACGCGGGAUGCGAGUACCGCUGCUACGCCAGCGACAUAACCCGCACCCUCCCCAUUUCUGGGUCGUUUUCUCCUCGCGCGGCCGCCAUCAAUGACGUUGUCGCACGCAUGCAAAACGAAUGCAUUGCGCUCAUGAAGCCGGGCAAGCUCUACUAUGAAAUUCACCAGCACGCCGGCCAUGUUGCCGUCGACGGCCUUCUUAAGCUCGGGAUCCUGCGUGGCACCCGCGAGGAGCUCAUUGCCGCCGGCACCGUGUCUGCCUUCUUCACACACGGUCUCGGCCACCACGUCGGUCUCGAGGUACACGAUGUUGACGGUGACGUACCCCUCUUGAUGUCGCGCGCCGCCGAGUCGGUGGUCAGGGCAUUCAAGCGCGGCAAGCGCACUAUGGUGACGCCGGAGAAUCUCCUCGCCAUGAACAGCCUCAGCGCGACGGCGGCGGAGAAACAGCGCACAGUCCUGCGCGCAGGCAUGAUUCUCACCAUUGAGCCGGGCCUGUACUUUAAUCGUGAGUACCUAGAGGGCUUCUUCCGCAAUGACCCCGUCCACUCGAGGCUCAUUGAGUGGGACGUCGUUGAGAGAUACUACCCUGUGGGUGGAAGCCGCACCGAGGACUGCAUCUUGGUGACGGAGAAUGGCUACGAGAAUCUGACGACGGCGCCCAAGGGCCAAGAGCUGCUGGACGUGAUUAAUGGCCGCGAUGGAUCCAAGCCUCGCAACUAA
Molecule: messenger RNA, 1566 nt
Organism: Beauveria bassiana ARSEF 2860
Lineage: Eukaryota; Fungi; Ascomycota; Sordariomycetes; Hypocreales; Cordycipitaceae
Product: metallopeptidase family M24
Exons: 4
Coding region: 1-1566 (521 amino acids)
Molecular function (GO): manganese ion binding; metalloaminopeptidase activity
Source: RefSeq, a predicted model, not a curated record